Molecule: messenger RNA, 1065 nt
Organism: Laccaria bicolor S238N-H82
Lineage: Eukaryota; Fungi; Basidiomycota; Agaricomycetes; Agaricales; Hydnangiaceae
Exons: 10
Coding region: 1-1065 (354 amino acids)
Biological process (GO): regulation of DNA-templated transcription
Molecular function (GO): DNA-binding transcription factor activity, RNA polymerase II-specific; zinc ion binding
Source: RefSeq, a predicted model, not a curated record
AUGGGUGGAUCUGGGAUCAACACCCAUAAACCGGACCAGGACCAGAAAAGACCAAGACUGCAGUCUUUUUCGGUCUUUGGACCGGUCUUGGUCCAAACUGGUUACAACCAGUUCAAGACCGGUUUUUCAGCUAAAUAUGCCAUAACCUUUGCAAUUCUUCUAAACGAGUGCAAGAACUGCCCUAAAGCGAAGGUCAUAGUCGUCCAUGAUAGCAACUGGUGCUCUGCAAUUCAAGAUUCCGAUAUCGAUUGGACGAGUACAGCCCAAGACCUUCCACGUCGGAUACAAGAGGCAUUUUAUGAUGUUGAGAAGGACAAUGGUACCGUCUACCUAGAAGAGAAAGCAAGGCUAUCUCAAGACCUCAUAACAUCAUCUGGUGUCUCUGUCAGAGCAGAGGUCGAAGAUCAAUCUCUACUCCAACGUCGAAAAUCACGGCGUUCACAACUUAUCCAUCCCUUUGAGACAUCCCCGUCUGACGUGGAGAUUGAUUCCGCUCGGUCGCCCAAGAAAACAGUUAAUGGGGAUAUCAAAUCCCACACAUGUCGUGGUUCUGGCAAACUUGAAACCUUUGGCGGGAAAGCUUGCAAUGCUUCCCACAGGAGCAAGCUUCAAUGUGAAGGCACCGCACCAUGCACCAACUGCUUUUAUGCCUCCAAGAAGUGUACUUUCACUGACGGAGCGGAUCCUCCUGUCCUCACACGCCCUCUUCAUAAACCAGAAUCUGCUUCGCCAUCUAACAAUCCUUCUCAGCCUUCUCAGUUGUCUUCGGCGAGAGAACGUCUGCUCUUUUCACUGCCAUACCAAAGACCAAAUAGGAAUCUACCAAUUCCUCCAUCUUUAUCUCAACCAGACCACGGGGACCACCAUAACGACGCAGAGCGCAAGCGCAAAGGCCCUGUGAGAGGUAGACUUGGUUCCUCUGCGGCUCCCGAGUCAUUCACCCAACCCCACAAAACCAACUUCCCCCCUGUUACUUCUAUUUGGGACGACAGAAACCCUCUCUCACCCCUAGCUGUAGUCAUUGCCCUAAUCACCCACAUUAUUGUAUCUAAUCCCAUGCCAUAA